GCAGCUGACAGUUUAAUGGCGUUGGUGGUUUGAAAUUUUUUUACUAUUAGAAGAAGUUCGUUAUUAGAUAAAAAUGUAAUUAAAAGUUGUGUUAUGAAGUGAAAAUCGUGUGACCCAUUUCUGUGUAAUCAAUGUUUAUUAGAUAAAAGAAAAAUAACGCAUUAGUAUUUGGUGAAAAGAACAAGCAAAAUGGUUAGAGCCACACCUACUGAACCCACAACACCAAUAGUCCAAACUAGAAGACAGAAAAUGACCUGCCAAGAGAUUCUCCCUUCACCAUCGACUCCACAUAGAAUCGAAUUACGAACCGAGAGCUCAGAUGAUAUAAAGAAAGUUGUUCAACCUCCUGAACCUGUACCAAAAUCAAAGAAAAGACUGAAAAAUGGACAAGUGGGCACAAAUGGCAGUGAAACCAAAAUUGUGGAGAAUGGAAAUCACAAAUUGACUGAAUACUUUCCAGUGAGAAGGUCUGUACGUAAGACGACAAAGACUGUACUAGAAGAAAAACAGAGAAGUUUAGAAUUUGCUUUGAAAAAUGAAAUUGAGGAAGGUUUAGAGGUUAGGAUAUUUGACGGCAAAGGUAGAGGUGUAGUAGCAUCCAAAUAUUUCUCAAGAGGCGACUUCGUAGUAGAAUACAGUGGAGACCUCAUUGAUCCUAUCGAAGCGAAGGCACGCGAAGAAAAAUAUGCCAGGAAUGAAAAUACUGGUUGCUACAUGUAUUAUUUUAAGUACAAUAAUCAGCAGUAUUGUGUCGAUGCCACUCACGAAUCAGGCAAGCUAGGUCGUCUGGUUAAUCAUUCGAGAAACGGCAAUCUGGCCACCAAAACAAUUGUGAUCGAAAAUAAACCCCGACUAGUGCUUUUAGCGAAAGACGACAUCAAAUGUGGCGAAGAAAUCCUUUACGAUUACGGAGACCGAUCGAAAGAAUCUUUGAAACAUCAUCCCUGGUUAGCCUAUUGACAUAUCUUUGUAGCAAGUGAUGUUUUUUAUUACGAUGUGCUAUAUUUGAAGUUUUUUUUAAAAGGGUUUAGUAAUGUUUUAGACGGUGUUUUUUAUUCCAGUGAACCGUUCAAAAUUAAUAGAUCGUUUUACAAAUGAAAAUUAAAAAAAUUGGAAAAUGAAAUUUUAAAAAAAUUGAAAAAUGAUUUUAUUGCACUAAAUUAUUUUAUUUCAAGCAAGAAGUAAAAUUGUCCAAAAAAAACAUAAGCAUACAUACUCUUUAAUCAGUAAACUGUAUUAUAUUUUUUAAUCUCUUUGAGAAUAUUGCGAAUAUAGAUUUCUAUACCAUAUUUCAAGAUUGUAUGGAGGAAGGUAGAAGUUCUCGAAUUAUUAAAUAUUGUUACCUGGGCCUGGCGAUUUGCCGUUUUUUAAUGUUUUACAUACAGGGUGUUUGGUAAAGAAUGGGCCAUAGCUUAACCGUAGAUUCCUGAGGUUAAAAUAGGUCGAUUUAAGCUAACUUACCUUAGUACGAAAAUUGAUAAUAACCGAAAUAGAGGGUGUCAAAGUUAAACUUUUAUUUUCUUUAUUUUUGAAUAUUUCCUGACAAGUAUGAGAUAACAACACGAAAUUUGGUAAGUUGGGGUUCUUUGGGACGAGAAACCUAAAUUCCCUACCAAAAAUGACAUAUUACCCAAUACCCAGAGGGCGCCACAAACGUCUUUCAGCGCUCAUUUAAUACGUUCAUUUUUUUUUGUCGCCCACUCUACAUAAUUUUGAGAAAAAUUUUAUUCCCCUAUUAUUUUUACUCAAAAAAGGUAUACUACAUUCAUCUCGCUAAACCGUUUUCGUCAUAAACGCAUUUUACAUCUAUGAUUCAAAAUUAAAUUUUUUGCAUUUCAUUGUAGUUACUAAAAACCAUUUGACAUAUCCUUCUCAUACUUGGCAGCAAUUGUAAGUACUGUACAUCCCUGUAAAUUGUAUUAAACAAACGUUUCUGGCUACUACCAGAGGCGUACGACUGGGGAAAGGGAAGGGUCAGCCAUUCACUUUCGCCUGUCGUACGCCUCUGGUUGUAGCCGGAAACGAUUUUUUAACAUAAUUUAGUGGGAUUAUUAUUUUUUUAAUAAUUUAUUAUUUAUUUAAAACGUUAAGAACUAUUUGUACCCGGUACUUUAAAGCUAUUUGAUAUAUCGUUAUCAUACUUGGCAGAAAGUGUACGUAUUACACCCUACUACCCGAGGCGUACAACACAGGAUAGUGAAUGGUUGACCCUUCCCAAAUUCUACGCCACUGAUGAAACUGCUAUUUUAGCAUAAUUUUUAGAUUCUCCAAUAUUACUUUCUAUGAAAAUAAUAUACUCAUCAUUCGUAACGAUAAAGUCAUUAGAUUUCGAGAUAUUUGAAGUUAAAAAUGAAACUACACAGUUAAUUUAAUUAAUGUAUUAUGCCCCUUUGUUUUUAACUUCAAAUAUCUCGAAAACUACUGACUAUCGUUACAAAUGAAGAGUAUAUUACUUACAUAGAAAGUAUUGGAGAAUCCAAAAAUUACACUAAAAUAGCAAUUCUGUCAGUGGCGUAGAAUUUGGGAAGAGUCAAACAUUCACUUUCUCCCAUCGUACGCCUCUGGUAGUAGCCAGAAACAUUUGUUUAAUACAAUUUAGUAGGAUAUACAGUAUUACGCUUGCUGCCAAGUAUGACAGGGAUAUGUCAAAUGGUUUUUAAUAACUGCAAUGAAAUUCAAAAAAUUUAAUUUUGCAUAGUAGAUUUAAAAUGCGUUUAUCUCGAAAACUGUUGAGUUUAGCGAGAUAAAUGUAGUAUAUCUUUUUUAGGUAAAUACAAUAGAAAUAGAGGAAUAAAAGUUUGAUCUUAAAAUUAUGUAGAGUAGGGGAUAAACAAAAUGGAACGUAUUAAAUGAGCGCGGAAAGACGUAUGUAGCGCCCUCUGGGUAAUAUAUAAUUUUUGGUGAGAAAUUUAGACUUAGCGUCCUAAAAAACCCCCAUCUACCAAAUUUCGUGUUGGUAUCUCAUGUCUGUCAGGAAAUAUUGAAAAAUUUAUAAAAUAAAAGUUUAACUUUGACACCCUGUAUUUCUGUUGUUAUCAAGUUUCGUACUAAGGUAAGUUAGCUUAAAUCGACUUAUUUUAACUUCAGGAAUCUAAGGUUGAGCUAUGGCCCAUUUUUUACCAAACACCCUGUAUAUUUAGAGUUUCUGAGAGUUCUAUUGGGAUAGACAAAGAAGGUUUUUUGGAUAAAUUUGUGUCUGUUUCGUGGAAAGUUAGUCCAGUCUUUAGAGACGAAAAUGCAACUAAACCUCUAAAAAUCAUACAAGCAAGCUGAAUUUUGCUGAGAACGUCAAUUUUGUGAUCCCAAUAAAGCUUGAUCAAAUCUUUGACAACUGGACUAUGUUUGUAUCCAAGCAAACCAAAAUGUUUUCGUCUAUUUUUGUAUAAUAGGAAACUUGCAUAAAAAUUUAAAUUCGAAAAAAAUGCUAUAAAUCAUAACAGAACAUAAUUUAAAAUAUAUGUAUAUCAAAGAAAAAAAGUUGUUUUUGUCUUUCGUUUGGCCCCCAAAGGCGAUUAAAAUCGAGAAAAAAUUCAAAUUAUAGCAGCCAGCCCAAUACGCGCCCUCAUUGGUCGUGACGUCAUAUCAUUAUAAUGUUUGAGUUUCGCGCCAUUAAUUCAUUAUGUUUGAUAUUCGUUUACUUGUUUAUUUUCAUUUUAUGGUGUAUCUCAGUUUUAUAAAUCUUUAGACAGUUGCUGUGAACUAUAUAUUUCAUAAUAUUUGAGUGCUUUUGUUAUGACAAUUUUUUUUUAAAUGACCCAAGCGUGUUUUUCUAAAGGGCAGUAUGAUAACUUACCCAUUAUGAACAUAAAUAUUUAUUAUUAUGAAUAGUUUAUUUUAAUUUUAUAGUAAAACAGAAAUAAAUUGUAUAGGUAAAUAUCAUCACGCCCGGUUUCAUAAUCAACUUAAAGUGAACAUUAACUAAAGUUCACUUUAAAGUUGACAUUUACCCGUAGGAAUUGCAUUGUAAAGGUACCAACUUAAAUUUAAAGUCCACUUUAACAUUAUGAAAUCGCCCGUUAAUCUGUAAUGUUGUACAUCUACCAAAAUAUACCAAAAGUUAUAUUUUAUUUUUGCUCAAAAUAUACAUGAUUUAUUAAACAAAACUAUUGAAUUAUUAUUAUAGUAGUGACUGUGAGAAUGAACUGAAAUGACUUUAAUGUUCUUUCCGCAUGUACCUAACUACUUUUCCUUAUCGACUGGUAAUCUAAUAAAUAUUUUAUUGGGGGUUUUAAUGGUUGUACUUUAACACAAAAUGAUACUAAACAACACUUACUACAGUAUUUACUUUUAUUUUCCAUAGUAAACACACACAAUUCAAUACUAUCUCUUCAAAAACUGUAUUCAACUCCAAAGUAAACAAAGAGGUAUAUCAUAUUUUAUUAGACAUGAGAAAUGUUAUUAUAAAAUAUUAUGAUAUGACGUCACAAGGGUUCGUGCGCUUUUUCGAUAGUUUAAAAUGAUUUAAAUACACAGAAAAUUUUAAACUUGUACUUCUAAGUUAUGAGGUUUUGAGGCGUGGAAUUUUGGAAAUCUUAUGAUUAAGUGAAACUGAACAUUAUUAUGUAAUAAAACAAAAAUGUGCAAGUUUCUUAUUAAAAGUAAUAAAGACGAGUCAAAUCUAGUGCAUAGAGGAAUCCAACAAAUUAUUCUUCAAGUACGUGAAUUUACACAAAAUACUUAACCAAAAAGUCUUCCUUAAAGUUAAAAAAUACUAUAGCACCAGUCUCCCCUAACUCUUUGAGACAUUUUUGAAAUCUGAAAUAAUUCCAACUGGAUUUAUGUUUUCUAAGAAUGCCAUGAGUCGAAAUAACUUGUAGAUAGAUGGGUUCAAAAAUUAAAAAAUUUCGAAUAGUUUCCUAAAAUACUAACACACCUUAAAAUAAUACUACAACUCACGUUAUACAUAAUCUCAACUUAUUUACAAGACUGACCCAACUCAAAAUAAUGCAUUAUCUAUCACAGAAAGUAUCGAAUUAUCUUAUCGUGUUUUAGAGAUACAGUGGAACCUCGAUUAUCCGUCUCUCCAUUAACCGUCACCUCUGUUAACCGUCAGGGUCCGUAUAUAAGUUGUAUUGAAUACAUAAGCAAAAAAUUGAGUCAUCAAUUCAUUUUUUUAGCAUUGCGAUAAGCCAAACGAAAUUCGCUGAAAUGUACAGUGCGGUAACAAAUGAAGUUAUGGCUAAAUCAACUGUUUUGUUUUCGUUGCCUAAAGAUGACAUAAAAGAAUGGUUAAUUUGUGAUGAGAAAGCAAACGGCUAUCGAUUGCUGACAGAUGUUGAAAUUGCAAAACUGAGGCUGACGAAACAGGUUUAGAAGCUGACACAAACUUGUAAUUUGACGGUGGCGAUGUCGAUGAUGCUUUUGCAACUGACAAAGAUUUGCCUAAAGAAGCUGCAUCGCACAUAUGUACAACCAUUCAUCGAGUGGUAUUCUCGACAAGAAGAAUCCAAUAAAGUAGAUUGCACGAUCUUACGCAGGUUAAGAAAUCCAGCCCUUGCAAAAUGUGAAGCAUCAGUAAAACAAAGAAAGAUUUCAGAAUAUUUUAAACCAAAUAGACAAUAAUAACACGAACACAAAUUCCUCUUAUAUUAUCAAACAAAACAUACAAAUAAAGUUUGAGAGUUGUGUUAUUAAUUUUUAACUUUUUUUAAUGUUCUGUUAACCGUCUUUUCGAUUAUCCGUCAUACCCUUGGUCCGGUGCCCUGACGGAUAAUCGAGGUUCUACUGUAUGACAAUAUUGUGCAAAAUGUCGAACCAACUUUUCAAGUUACAAUAACGACACUCCUGUCAUCUGACGGCCAUAGACCUAAACUAACUUUAUGACGUUAUCACACAAAAAAUGUAGAAUAUUUGAAAUCUGUUCACUAAUAUAGUUAAUUCUUUACUUUUUUUGAGAUAUGGCGGUCUUCUUCCAACGUAGCGAUCUAUUGAUAUGCGAAAUGAUAUAUACUUUGCGUUUACUGUACUAAUAUGCUCACUAAUGUUGAAAAUGUAAAUUUAGACCAAUUUUGUAGUCUUAUCCCUUAAUUACUUACGUGAAUGUUUCAGAACGUAGACAAUGACAUGCGGUAUGUCAUACCGUUGCCUAUUCUCGUUUGUUUUCAAUAUGAAUUUGUCUUAUAUCACUGUAUUUGUUUUUACAUCAACUACGGAAUGAUUCUACACUGCUGUACAAUAAAAUACUGCUCCAAAUAAAAUAAACUUUAUUUUUUCUAGAAAAUUAUGAACUCAUGUAUGGUAUUAAAAACAUGGUGGAUGUUCUUACAAAAUCUUUAUAACUAAAUUACAAAAAAAAACGAACAUUGGUAACUAAAAACUGGAAAGCACUUGAAAGUAGGACAACUGGAUGAACUUGCUGCCAUACUAAUAACGAAAAAAUACUGAAUGGAUGUUUUUAACUAUAGAAACGUAAACACUGACAUUGGGAGCAGGUACAAUUACACACCCUUUGAAGGUUUUUUAGGAAUCUUUUAUAAAACAAGUUGUACAACAAAAUAUAUUUUCGGCGGGGUAUGGCAUACCGCAUGUCAGUGGUUAAGGGUUAUAUUUUGAGUGUAGUAUACUUUUGCACGAGGAAAUAGGGUGUCCGGACAAAUAAUCCCCGGACAAAAAAUCCCGGACAAAAAAUCCCCACAAAUUAUCCCUGGACAAAAAAUCACCGGACAAAAAAUCCCCGCAAAAAUCCCCACAAAUAAUCCCCACAAUUAUCCCCACAAAUAAUCCCCGGACAAUUGUUCCCCGGACAAAUAAUCCCCGGACAAAAAAUCCCCACAAAAAAUCCCGGACAAAAAAUCCCCAAGAAAUGUUUGCUGCCGAAUAGUUCUCUAAAAGUUUUCCCGUGAAUGGUGGAAAAUAUGGGGAAUAGGCUAGGGCUCUGGGAAUCAUGUUGUAAUUGGCUUAAAUCUUUUGUUCACUUUGCUUUGAAUAACUCUGUUCAAAACAUUGUCUAUUCGUGAUGAUAACUGCUGAUACUGAAAACGAUAAUCUUGAUUAUACUAAUGCAAAAAAUCCAUUCCACGCAUCGCCAGGAAAGUUAUACAAAGCUUUUCGAGUAUUUUGAUUUUUCUGGUGGUUUUGGGAACAAAUUUAGGGGCAUUACUAUUCGAUAUCCGGUUUUUAAAAAACGUAAUUCAAGAUCUAUGUGUAUCCAUAAAAAAACUUUAAAAAUUUAUCCAUAAAUCAAACCAGACAUAGCUGCUCGGGGAGAGGCCAGAUGGGAUAAGGUAUGUAGGGCGGCCUAGAGAAAGGUGGGAAGAUGUAGUCAGAGAAGAUCUGGAGUAAAUGGGAGUAAAACAAUGGGAAAUAGUGGCACAGGACCGACAAACAUGGAAGGAAAUAGUAAACGCGGCCAAGACUCUAGAAGAGUUAUAACGCCAUUGAUGAUGAUGAUGAUGACUAAAUAUUUUUGACUUUACAUUUACAAAAAGGAACAGAAUUCUUUGCAUUGCAAUCAAGAUUAUCGUUUUCAAGACCAGCAGUUAUUAUCACGAAUAGACAUUAAGUACAACAUGAUUCCCACAGCCUUAGCUUAUUCCCCACAUCUUUCACGAUUAUUGAAAAAACUCACAAUUGGAAUUCGAAAUUUGGUAAUCGAAAUUACAAUUCAUGCUUAAUUUUAAUUGCUAAUCAUUAUUUUCGUGCCGAAAACUGAUUCAUGGCGAUUGCUAUAACUCUCAUGCACUGAGGCUGCAAAACAUUUGCGUCGAUUGCAUUCACGGGAAAACUUUUAGAGAACUAUUCGGUAGCAAAUAUUUCAGGGGAUUUUUUGUCCGGGAUUAUUUGUGGGGAUAUUUUGUCCAAAACAAUUUGUGGCGAUUUUUUGUCCGGGAUUUUUUUGUGGGAAUUUUUUGUACGGGGAUUAUUUGUGGGGAUUUUUCGUCCGGACAUAAUUUGUGGGGAUUUUUUGUCCGGGAUUAUUUGUCCGGGGAUUUUUUGUCCUAGCUUCGGAAAUAGAAACAACAUGGGUAUAAAUUAAUGAUAUGUAUUUAUGAGUUUUACUAAUUAUUUACGUCUUAUUAUCUAUAACUUUCGAUUAUUUAUUAUUUAUUCGAAGAUAAAUUGAAAAUUUGUAGAUACGAACAACAUAAUAUUUAUAUUAGAUUAGUUUUUUGGGCCUUUUGAAUUCUUAAAUAGAAUGUUAAUUUAAUGAAUUAUAUUAAUUAAUGCUGUUUUACAAUUUAUGCUGUUUUCUCUAAAAGUUGAAAUUUAUAAAAUAGAUAAAUAAAAAUGACACAUUGUUAAUAAUCCUUUAUCAUCUCGAUGCAUUAACUAAUACCAAUGAAGUACAUGAUGAUUUAAGUCCAGUAAGAUAAAUAAUAUUGAUACUCAGUACAUUGGAUGUAUUACAUCCAGAAGGAAUAAUUUUUUGAACUUAAUUUUUUGGCAACGUGGUAGACUUACAUCAAGAAUGAAACGAUAACAUUGGCAAUCAUUAAUUUUUAUUAACAUGCAAUAAAAAAUUAAUAAUGUGUUUGGCGACCUCGUAGCUGAAUACACUCCUCUACACGUCUAGGUCUAGGCAUUGACAAAAUGAGAUGAUCGGUGUCUGCUUGUGGUACCUCAUUCCAAGCAACUUGAACUUCAUGGAUUAACUUGCCAGAGUCUGUAGAGGAUGGUGCAAAGUGGACAGUCUCUUUGGAUAGGAUGUGGCUUUUAAGAUGUCUGUGUAGAAUAAACACAAGUGGUGAUCAGCUACCAUAAGCAAUAGGCAAACCAUUGCUCCAACUGUCCUGUGUACAUGCCUCUCAACAGCAAACCCAAUAUCUAGUCGCUCUCUACAGCGACGUCUUAUCAUCCUACGACCAUCAUGCAUUCCUAAACAAAAUCGCAAUGCAACUUUAUGUCAUUCUGCCCACCCCCUCCCCCAAUGCUGCCGUUUUCUGCACCAAUUCAAACGUUGAUGAUAGUGGUCCGCAGUCAAAGGAAGCACUACACGUGGACGGAUUGAAACAACUCCAAAGGCUCGAAUGCGACGGUAUAGUGCAGGGGCACCAAUUAGAUUUCCUGAGGGUCCGUUUCGAAAACCUAUGGCACCUCCGAGGUCCGGAGUUAACACUACCUGUCUGGUUGUUCCAAUUCGGUAAACAAAUCAGAAGGGUGCAGUGCGAAAUUUUUAGGCAGAAAUUGUUUUUAACAGUUUUUUAAUAAAUUCAAAACAUAAACCUUCAAAACCUUUCUUGCCAACGAAAAUAUGUUUUAGCAUUUUUGGGUCAUCUUAAACAAAUACGAUUUUCUGUCAUUUUUCUCAAAACUUGAUAGAUUUCAAGUUUUAAACGAUUUAUAAACUGAAAAAUGUGAAAAUAAGCAUUUUCGAAUCUUGAAAAUUCAUGUGUACAUUAUUAUUUUCGCGGUUGUUAAGUGCCUAAAUUGAAGUUUAAACAUUCAAUUUAAAGAUUCUGAUGAGUUAUCGGGGUUUAUUUCAGUUUCGACCAUUUGUUUUUAUUGGCGUAUUUAAUUAGCACAUUGGCAAUAAUUCAUUGAAUAAAUAAAUAAAUCAUUAAGAAAAAAAUAUGUUAAUAAUAAAUUAUAAAAUUUUAAUAAAUGUGGAGUAUUUGUUGGGCAUUUUUUGCAUAAGUACGUAUAAUAUGUUUAAUAAGUGCGACAGAGACGCACCAUAAAUUGCAAUGUGCGACGACUUAAAAGCGAGUGGACUCGCAUACUUAACAAUUAUAGAACAACAGUAUAUAUUGAAGUGUGCCCCGAUUACUCGUUAGAAUCUUGAAAUUGAAUUUAAAAACUCCAAUUUAGGCACUUGGCAACCUGAAAACUAAUAAUUUACAUAUGAGUUUUCAAACCUCGAAUAUGCGUAGGUAUUUUCACAUUUUUAAGAUUUUAAAUCGCUUAUAACUCGAAAAACAUCAACUUUUGAAAAAAAAUGACAGAGACCUUUUUUUUAAAUACAAUUUUCGGGGCUAAAAGGUAAUUUUGAAUUUGUAUAACAAGAUUGUUUUGCCCGGCAUCCCGGGCCCCUUCUGAUUUGUUUAAGGGGACAUUUUUGAACAGGAAUCCACAAAAAAAACUGAAUCAGAAAAUUUGUUAUUCUUUACAAUUAAAUUAUCAGUGAGAAAAAUGACAUUUUUUAUUAUGUACAACCUGUCUGAAGUUUGGAGUGAGUUUGGUGCAACUGAUUCUCAUUGGGGAGUUGCGAUAUUCAUCUGUUAGCUGAGAUCUGUACCGAUUUUUAAUAAAAUUCAUUCUUGAUAAAGCGGCUUCGCACACAUAAGUUGAGUCAAACAUAAUAUACAAUUUCAUGGCCAAUCAUUUUCAAAAUUGCCAAACGCUAUAUUCUGAAUUUAAUGACGGUCCGCACAAAAGUAGCUCACGGUCCGGAUGCGGACCACGGUCCGCUAAUUGGUGACCCCUGGUAUAGUGUACGUAUAGUAACAGGUCUACCUGCUAAUCUAAGCGUUUGGUCAGCGAUUUGACGCGUAGUAAGAAAACGGUCUCGCAGAGCCAGUAGUUUAAAGCGCAUAUCUUGACGCUCUGUGGUCCGGCUCCCAGUUGGUCUUUUUCUUGUUCAUCUUCACAACUCGUAUCUCUCUAGGCAACAAUUCUACUCCUGUCAAAAUCGCUAACAUAGUGGUAAUUUUGGUGUCUUUAUUGUUACAAAUAAUAUAAAAGAUAUAACAUUGAUAUUGUUAUGCUUUCUGUUCUCAAAAAAAUUAAGUUUAGAAAAUUAUUCCUUCUGGGUGUAACACUUCUAAUGUCAAUAGGUUUGUUCCAACUCGAUACAAAACCGUUCUUGGAUCGUUACGCACAUGCGCAAUAACGAAUAAUUAUGCGCAGUAACACAUUUUUCGUUACUGCACAUACUCGUAACCGUUCAAGAACGGUUUUGUAUCGAGUUGGAACAAACCUAAAGGGUAUAUUUGAGUUACUGCACAUUCGAUUCUCGAAUAUCAUAUUAUAAAAUCAAAAUCGUUAGUAGAAUCCACAGAUAGACCGAAUGAAAAGGGAUUAUUUACCAAUCUAUACAGCGUUCCACGUUAAGAAUAGAACAUUAUUGCGCUUAUGAAGAUCAGUGUUUGCAAACCUCUCGGGCAUGGGUCUCGACAGCCGAUAUACAAUUCAUUCUAUCGAGUACGGCAUGGCAUCGGCGCGCUUCUAUCGUUCAUAAGAAAUACAUGGGGCUAUCUCUGCAAUGUUCUAUUCUUUACGUGGAACGUUGUAUAGUGAUAUUUUAAUAUAAACGGCGUUUUUUGUUGCUUGUUUUAGAGCGUUUCAUAUUGGCACUUAUAUGCUUUGUUGGAUUGUAUAAUAUAGUGAGUUGCAUUUACAUUGUACCUUUUAUUUUAAACUGUGUAUUCUUAAUAAAUACGUUCACUUUAGAA
Molecule: messenger RNA, 11330 nt
Organism: Diabrotica virgifera virgifera (western corn rootworm)
Lineage: Eukaryota; Metazoa; Arthropoda; Insecta; Coleoptera; Chrysomelidae
Product: histone-lysine N-methyltransferase PR-Set7-like
Exons: 5
Coding region: 190-960 (256 amino acids)
Molecular function (GO): histone H4K20 methyltransferase activity; protein binding
Source: RefSeq, a predicted model, not a curated record